Molecule: messenger RNA, 569 nt
Organism: Acanthopagrus latus (yellowfin seabream)
Lineage: Eukaryota; Metazoa; Chordata; Actinopteri; Spariformes; Sparidae
Product: hemoglobin embryonic subunit alpha-like
Exons: 3
Coding region: 67-501 (144 amino acids)
Biological process (GO): hydrogen peroxide catabolic process; oxygen transport
Cellular component (GO): haptoglobin-hemoglobin complex; hemoglobin complex; blood microparticle
Molecular function (GO): peroxidase activity; organic acid binding; oxygen carrier activity
Source: RefSeq, a predicted model, not a curated record
AGCAUAAAAACCUCUCAGGGUCUGGACUCGACACGACAUUCGUCGGAUACUCAAUCAACAGGCAAGAUGACCAGUCUCACCGCUAAGGACAAGGACAGAGUCAGAACCUUCUGGGCUCAGGUGUCUGGGAAGUCGGAGGAGAUCGGCAGCGAGGCUCUGGCCAGGAUGCUGAUCGUGUACCCGCAGACCAAGACUUACUUCGCCCACUGGAAGGACGUGAGCCCCAACUCUGCCAAUGCCAAGAAGCACGGAAUAACUGUGAUGGGUGGAGUUGCAGAUGCCGUGAGCAAAAUCGACGACCUGAAAGGAGGUCUGCUGACCCUCAGUGAGCUGCAUGCCUUCACCCUGCGUGUGGACCCUGCUAACUUCAAGAUCCUGUCUCACUGCAUCAUGGUGGUCAUGGCCAACAUGUUCCCCGACACCUUCACCCCUCAGGUCCAUGUGGCCAUGGACAAGUUCCUGGCUGCCCUGGCUCUGGCUCUGGCCGAGAAAUACCGAUAAACUGCAGGAUGACAGCGCAGCAUGAGCUUUCACUGCAGAAUGAUCAAUAAAAUGCAUGAAUGCAAACG